AGCGGCCAAUUAGCUUGUGAGACGGACAGAGAAGAAGCUGAAGGAGGUGUGCAUGCAGGUGGAGGACGAGCGCCGCCAUUCCGACCAGUACAAGGAACAGAUGGAGAAGGCCAACACUCGCAUGAAGCAGCUGAAGAGGCAGCUUGAGGAGGCUGAGAAGGAGGCCACACGUGCCAACGCCUACCGCAGGAAGCUGCAGAGGGAGCUGGAUGAUGCCACUGAGAGCAGCGAGGGUCUCAGCCGUGAGGUCAACACACUCAAGAGCCGCCUCAGGCGUGGAGGCCCCAUCAGUUUCUCCUCCAGCCGCUCAGGCAGGCGUCAGCUGCAGGUGGAGGGAACAUCGCUCGACCUCCUAUCCGACGAUGAGGUGGAAAACAAGACCACGGACGGCAAUGCCAACGAGACGCCAGCAGCUCCCCAACCAGAGUAGACGCGCUCCCUCCAGCCCACACGCAGCAAGGCCUCCGCCCCACAAACCUUACCCCUGUCCUCCUAACCCCAGACACCAGCAGUGGACCCCACUACUCUGCCUUACCCCUCUAUGACAAGCUGCAGGGCCAAGCAAAUCCAUAAUCUCCUCCUUAUGAAUAUACCGCACAUCAAGCCUUGGAUUCGUUUUUUAACAUCAAUUGCAGAUAAAAGUGCAUUUAAAUUGUAUAGGCGUCUGAGUGUGCAUCGGCACUCGAAAACAAAUAGCAGGAGUUUACCAUAAUGAUGUUAAGCUACUUCCCUGGAACAGCCAUUAGAAUCAAACAGCCCUCUAGCUAGAAUUAACCACUGUCAUUUCAGCUGGUUUACUGGCACACAGGUGGACAACUGCACACAAGUCGGUAAAAACAUGUGUCUUUCAUGAUUAUACAGUAUUGGACCAGGAUAUGUAAAACAAAGUAGCCUAAAUGAUGAUCCCACCGAAAUGUUUUCAUCAAAACCACUACUGUCAUAGAGAUACUGCAAUCCACUUAAUUUAGUAUAAAAAUAACUGUAGCAGGUUUGUAGGAAAUUAGAUUGUACCACGCCAUGUUGCCUCAGCAUUCCCCCUAUAUAUAUGACCAGCAAAAGACCCUGUUAACUUAACCAAUAUAACCUUGUCCAAUAACCCACCAUUUUAUAUUUGACAUAUCAAUCUACUUUAAGUGGUGUACGAUAAUAUGUGGAAUUAGGUUUGUCAGACUUGGAGCAAAGGCCUUUUUUUUAGACAGACAGCCCAAAUGUGUGCUUGUCAUACUAUAAUAUUGCAAUGUAUAAUUCUGGCUAUUCAGUUAUGUUUUCUGUACCAUGUACAAAAUACUUAAGUCAAAAAGGUCUCUUUGACAUCUCGUGUCACCUUAAUUUCAAUGCAUUACAAAUGGCUGAAUAAUAUUAGCAUGAUUUACAGAAGGGUAAAUCAGAUCACACCCUGACCAACCAAAACAUAGAAACAUACAAAGCAAACUAUGGUCAGGGUGUGACAGGUUCAGGGAAGAGCAAUCGAUCAAUUUGAAUAUGCACACUUGU
This is a messenger RNA of Oncorhynchus gorbuscha (pink salmon), 1494 nucleotides long. RefSeq names its product myosin heavy chain, embryonic smooth muscle isoform-like. Bases 53 to 430 code for a protein of 125 amino acids. NCBI's taxonomy places the organism in Eukaryota, Metazoa, Chordata, Actinopteri, Salmoniformes, Salmonidae. Gene Ontology annotation, cellular component: myosin complex. The record is from RefSeq and is a predicted model, not a curated record. The transcript has 3 exons.